AUGGCUGGAGAGGCAGGCAAGGCAAGGACGGUUCUGCUGGCCACCGAGAAGGCUUUUGCGGCGGCCGCUGUGACAAAAAUCGAAGAUGUCCUCAAGGCUGCGAACUACACCCUGAAGAAGCUCGAAAACUACAAGAGCAAGGAAGAUCUUCUUGGAGCUGUGACCGAUGCCGAUGCUAUGAUCAUCCGAAGCGACAUUGUGGAUCAGGCAGUGCUGGAUAAGGCUGCAAAGAUGAAGAUCGUGGUUCGUGCAGGCGCUGGAUACGACAACAUCGAUCUCAAGGCUUGCGAGGGCAAGGGGAUCACUGCCAUGAACACCCCCGGUCAGAACGCCAAUGCCGUGGCGGAGCUCGUCUUUGGCAUGAUGAUCGUUAGUGCCCGCAACAACUUCGAUGGCACCAGUGGUUUCGAGCUGGUCAACCGUGAGAUCGCCUUCUACGGCUUCGGAGCAGUGGCUCGUGCUGUGCACAAGCUGGCGCAAGGCUUUGGCAUGAAGAGCUUUGCCUACGAUCCUUACAUCCCUGCCGACAAAAUCAAGGAGAUGGGGGCUGAGCCGGUUGAGACUGUCGCGGGCCUCUUUGAACACCAGUAUGUUUCCCUCCACGUGCCUCUCACCGACGAGACGAAAGCCUCGAUCAACAAGGAGCUGCUGGGAAAGAUGCCCAAGGGUGGCACCCUGAUCAACACCGCACGACUGGAGGUGGUGCACGAAGCAGACAUGAUCGAGGUUCUCAAAAGCCGGCCUGAUUUCUGCUACCUCUGCGACGUUGCGCCCAAGGACAUCGAGCCCUUCAAAGCCGCGGUGGGCGACAAGUAUGGCAAGAGGUUGAUCUUCACGAAGAAGAAGAUGGGUGCCCAGACAGCCGAGGCAAAUGACAACGCCGGCGUAGCGGCGGCGAACCAGAUUGUGGGCUUCUUCGAGAAGGGCUCUGGCUCUGUUCCUUGCAUUCUCUUUUCUUUUAUGACUGUGGUGAAGGAGGAUCAGAUCUGCUCGGUCAACGGUGAGUGCGAAGUGGAUGUGAUGAAACAGCUGCUGAAGACCGACAUCCUCUUGGUGUUUCAGCUCCACGCCCAGCCACUAGUUCCGAAAAGCCAGAUUCGUUGUAAUUUGCCUUCGGUGUACAGUCCUCGGGCCCAGAAGCCACCACCAGGAGCCGCAAUGCAUCUUCUCCGAAAGGUGACAACUGGGGCGGAGAAGAUGGCCAAGACGGCCGUCCGGUCCCAAGAAACUUCUUCUAGGAUAAAAGCUUUGCGAGGGCCACAUGCUGCCAGUAGUAUCUCGGCUGGUCAGUUGCCUUUGCUGAUGCUGGUGCAUCUCCCAAAGCUUCAAGACUUGGAACUGGCUGCCUCUGCUGCCUGUGCCGAGACCUUCAAAAGCCAGAAGUACACCUUCCAGAACAUGCUGGAGAUGCAGGUUCGGAUACUGCUGGAAGAGGAUGCAGAAGGCAUGCUACAGGCUGCAAAGCAGGACCUGGAUACUGGCAUCCCGGUGGUCGGGAAGCGCAGGGAAGAGCAUGCAAGGAGGAUCCGGGAACAGUACAAGCUGAUCGUCGAUACUACUCGACCUUUCAUGGAGUUUACGGUACUCCCUGAGCAGUUCAGAACUGUCAACAUGCGAUCUCCCAUGGUCCUCCUGACUGUGGGGAUCUGCUUGCCCGAUGGCGUGCUGAGCAUUAUCAUGGUAAAGCAGAAGCUGACACCGUCGGAGUUGGCCUUCACCAUCAAUGCAGGCUACCUCCGCACACCCUCGGCGAAGAAAGUCCGUGCGGACAGCCUGGAGGAGGCGGUUCUCUCCUUCGGUCUGCCAGUUGGUUUUGCGCGAGAAGCGCUUCUGGAGGAUGUCGGGCGCAGCGAAGAAUCUGGUGCACUUGGUAAGACACCUGGCGCCACUCCGCGGGGUGGGGCAACCCCCCGACCAUCUGUGCCAGACGUGCAGGUGCAGCCUCAACGGCUGCCUCCGAAGGCUGGAAUGGGUGCGGAUCGGGUUCCCAGCGCUGCGGACCAGGAAUGGGAAGCGUUGAUGCAGCAGGCACAGCCCCAGCGACUCCCACCGAAGCCUGGAAUGGCUGGGGAUCGGGCUCCCAGCGGAGCAGAGCAGGAAUGGGAAGCGUUGAUGCAGCAGGCGCAGCCUCAGCGACGUGGAAUGGGUGCUGAUCGGGCCUCCAGCGGAGCAGACCAGGAAUGGUCAGGGUUGAUGCAACAGCAGGCGUCGCAUCGGCCUGCUCGCGGGCCAGUUAGGGCGGGCAGCGCUGCCGACCAAGAAUGGGAAGCGAUGCUGCAAGAGGCGAAGUCUUCUCGCCCAGCGCACACACCGACUGUUGCAGAAAUGGAAUGGCAAGCACCCUGCCAGGCUCCAUGCCAGCCUGGGCAGAACGAGUGGGAUGCCUUCCUCCAGCAAGAGCUGCAGAAACAAAGAUCAUCCAGGAUGCCGGAGGCAGAUCCCCAGGUAAUGCACGCACCCGCUGCACUUGGCUCUGGAACCUCGACCCCAUCGCAGCCGCCGCGGCCACGCUCGGCACACACAUCCUUUGCAAGACAGCCGCCACCGUGGCAGCACGGUGUCAACAUGGCUGAGACCCAGGCAAGGCAAGCCGGCACCUAUGCGGUCCAGAGCCACCCUAGCCAUGCUGGCCAUCGUUCGCUUCCCACACGCCCAGCUGGUUCGAAGGAGUCCAAUUCGUGGCCAAGUCGCUCCGUUCCCUCGGAGCCUCCUCCGCUGCCUCCUCCUUCCCGCGCCCCUCCCACGGCAGCCGCGGCAGCCCAGGCGCCUCCCACAGGCACCUGGCCGUGUGGGACACAGCCAGGAUGCGAGGAGACGGAGGGCUGGCCGGGCAGCUCGAUGCGGCAGGAUCACGCAGCUGGCAUGACGAGACCGGCAGCCCCCACUACAGAUGCCAUGCCAGGAGGUAUCGUGCCACGCGGAUUCAUCCCAGUCGAGGGCCAGGUGGAGUUCUUCUCGCAGCCGCUGCGCCGCUAUGUGCCAGCUUUGCUAGUGGGCCUUGCGGUGGAAGCGACAAGUGCCGGGCCGCCGGGCUCCCUCUGCGUCGUUCCUUCGGGCUGCGCUCA
Symbiodinium sp. CCMP2456 is the source of this 3065-nucleotide messenger RNA. The record is from the annotation of a GenBank genome assembly. Lineage: Eukaryota; Dinophyceae; Suessiales; Symbiodiniaceae.